AAAGGCAAAAAUAAAACAGAGGGUUGACGGCUGGAGAGGUUGAAGUUCUGAGAGAGGGGCUGAGCGAGAGAGAAAAACCAGAGAGUGAGAGGGGAGAGGAAGGCUGAAAGUUGAUGAGAACUUGAGGGCUGAGAGCUGGGAGGUUGCAUAGCGGCUGGGCUAGGAUCUUAGAGGGAAGAGGUUUUUGUAACAACGGCAAAAGUGAGAGCUGACGAGAGAGAGCAGCAGCCGAAAGAGAGAAAUCGAGAGAGGAGCAUACGGGAAGAGAGAGAGUGAACAGCAAAAGAGAAAGGAGAGGUUUUUGACAGCUGCAACUUGGGCAAAAGAAAAAGAGAGAAAGCUACGAAGAGAGAAUGGGAGGUGACGGCUAAGCAGAGAAAGAAACUUGGAAAGAUAACGGCUGAGUGAGGAAAAUCUGAAGGCUUUUAACGGCUGGGGUUUGGUGAGUGGGCUGGAGAGGAAAACAGAAAAGAAACAAAGGGAGGACUUGACGGUUGAACAAAGAGAGGAGGAGCAAGGGGCCAAGGCUGAACGGAGGAACCUCACCACCACCUGAGGCUGUUCUUUGAAGAGAAAUCAUCACUGCAAUAGCAUUGUAAGUUUCCUUUCCCUUUCCUGCAGAUAAAUUGAACAUGAAGCUAUGCUUGAAUCGAUAAACGGGGUCAAGAGUCUUGGUGAUGAUUUACGAUUAUAGCUUAAAGGUGGUGCCUUUUGCUGGCAUGAUGUGCGAUGGGUAUGUUGUUUGUUUGGUGUGGAUUGUGCUUAGUCCCUAGGCUAUAGCUCAGUAACAAGACUCCAUCUUUGAAAAGAAAGGACAUUCGCAUGACCUGUACGUUUGAAUUAUUGAACAAGUUGUGAAGAAGAAUGGCAUGUUUUUGCUCUUUUAUUGUCUUGGUCUGUUCGGAUGUUAGAGCAGUGUCUUGGUUGUUACUGAAACUUUUUGUUUAGACUAAAAUCUGGGAUUCGUCGCUUAGCUGAUACACCAUAUGCAUACCCAAACUGGAAUUCUGAUUUUUGGGCCUGUGCUGAGAAAUGAUAGGAGAGUUAUAGCAGUUUUGUUCUUCCUUUUCUGCAUUUUUCCAGAAUUUUCGUAUAGUAUCUUUCAAAGUUUCUGGUCGAUGUUUUUCCUCAUUUCUUCGAUAGUUACUUGUAUGUUCGUUGUUUCUGUUUUAUUGUUCCCCUGGCUUGCGUAUGGUUGCAUUAAAGUCUAUCAUGGGUUUGUGUUUUCUGUUAUCCCAAUCGAAUUAGUUUCCAGCUCUUCUAAAUGCAUGAAACAAAAGUUCAUUCACUCAUUGUUUUAUGGUCUCCCGACAGCUCCUUGGUUUGAUAUAGUCAUAAGCAUCAUGUCGUAAUUGCUGAAGCACUGGCUGCUAUGGAUUCAUUUGCUGCAUUUUAUGUUCAGUUUUCUUAUUAGAAGGUUGAGGAGAUAAACUUUAGUCCGAAUCUAUGUUGUUUGAGCCAUGGGUCAGGUUCGGAUUGCAUUGAAAAUUCAUUCAGUUUUGUUUCAUGCUGGAUGCGCAUUUCCUUUCAUUUGUCUCCCCUGUCAGGGAUUCUUGCACAAGGAAAAUCGCAAAUGUUUAUCAUGAUGUUUCUUGCAUAUGAUUCUUUGAUCUUCAAAGGCUGAGUUUAUCAAGUGUGUUAGAGCUUAAAAAGGGUUUUGUUGGCUUAAUAUGAGGUAGAGUGUUUAAGUUUAGAAUUUUGGCGUUAGGAAAAUGCAGUGAGUUUCAUUUUAGUUAGUUGCAGAAAUUUCAGUUUUUUUUAACGUAUGCAUGCAUGUUAAUUCUGAAAAAUUGCACUUUUUACCCCCAAGUCCCUUUUUGUCUCACUGUGGCCCGAAUAAUUGGACAAACCAAUCAAAUUGGCCCCUUUAACUUCCUUGAUUGUUUCAAUUGAGUCUUUGUUGGUUCCAACUUGAUGAAUAUGAAUUGUUUAGUUUAUCUGAAUGAUUCACUUUCAUGCUUAUUCUCCAUUUUUUUAAUUUUCUUAAAUAAAGUGGUGCCUUGACCUUUUUAUUAUUUUGGAGGGUAAGUUAGUAAUUUCACUACGUUAGGGCGUCGCUUCAAGGGAGGUUCUCUCUUGCAGCAUUUAGUCCUCUGUUAAUUGUAGAAUGAAAAGCCAGUGGGAAAAUUCACUGAGAAAUGAUCAACUUAGGAUCUAUAAGCUGGAAGUGUUUAAGAACUGUUCAAGUCUCAUAUAGACAUUUUCAGAACAAAAAAGAGGACGGCAGGAGGAGAAUGUGCCGUACUUCCAUUCCAAGCAUUAGUAGUAGCAAGAUAUGCUGCAAUAACUCUUCCAAAAAAACAAGAUGACGCAAUAAUUUGACUAAUCACUCGAAAUGAUAUGCAAACACUUCUCUAACACUUCAAUCGCUCUUGACAGCAACUUACAUGAUUGCAUAAAAGGACAUAGCAUCGAACAGUAUAAAAUAGGAUCCAAGGAUUGGGUUGAAUGCCAAGAGAGAGAUCUUCACAGAAAAUUCGAGAAAAGGACAGUAAAGAUGAGAUAACUAUGAAUUUAAAUCAGCCAUCAUUUGCCAAAUAUGAUAGGUCUAGGCGUUACCAGAUGGUCUAAGGUCCUACUUAAUCUAUAUAGUAGACAAUUGUUAGAUGAACUAUAGAUGUAGGAUAUUCCUGUACUGUCUUUUAGAAUUAAUUCAAUAAUACAUUCCAACCUACAAUAGAGAAUGUUAAUUGAAUGCAUCACAAUUCGCUACAUUGAGAAAAAUAUAAUAAACGAUAUGGGCAGAUGGCAAAAUUUCAGAGUAUAAACACACGGUUCUCCCUGGUGGCCAAUUUCUCAAAAGUUUAGAUGUGUAAUUUCUUGAUAGCUUUUAUGACCAAGACAUUCUACUCAAUUGUUGGUCAUGAUUUCUGUAGCUAAACUUGAAUUGUAAAGAGUUCCUUGAAAUGUAUCACAACGUUUUUUCUUCUAUACUGAACCUAGAUAAGUGUCAUAGACUAGUCAUCUUAACUAUUUAGCAUCUUAGACUUAACGCACUGAUGCAUGAUAUUUAAUGGAUUCACUUUAAGUUUAUAGGAUAAAAUAACGAGAAUUUGGAUUCACUUGUAUAACAUUGACAGAAUUUGGAGGGUAUCUUCAUUGCAUAUAAAGGUAACAAAUAUCGGUCCAUGAUCAACGAUCAUAGUACCACUUCUUGUAAACCAUCGGAUGACAGCAAUCUUGUCUUGCAAGAUAAAAUUGAUUUUGAGAAUUUUAGGAGGCUUGCUGGAAACUCCCAUCACUAUAUUGUGAUAAUUUGUUCCAUCAUUAAUGAUGCAUCAAUUAUUAUUUGAUGAAGUACAAAGCAGCUGCAUCUUUAGAUGUAAUUGUUGCAAGAUGAGGAGAGUUCUACGUUAAUUUGGGAAGAUAGAUUAAGGAUGAACAUAGGAUUUUGAUAUUUGAGCAGGAAUGAUUACCAGAUAAAGAAGGGCAUUUUUGGGACAAAAAUAAAUCAAGGGUUCAAAAUGUCUUUUCAUUAUUUUUGGGUUGGAUGAUUCUGGUUGAAUUUGCUAGAAAUUGGUUUUCAUGUGGUGAUCUGCAAAAGAUGGAUAGUUGACGGCACUAGAUUGCUACAAUUAAAAGUUCGGGGUGCACACUGCAAUAUGGUGAUAGUUUGAGAGUGCAAAAUGUAAUUAAACCAAAAAAUAAUGAACACGUUCAAAAGUAAUAGACAAAUCCAAAACCAAAAAUCCAGUGCGUUUCUCAAGUCCUACUAAAAAAUUGAUCAUUGCCAUUAAGAAUUUUCUCCAUCAUUAGUUGUAAAACAAUUUAAGACUAAUUUUAAAGUAUGUAAAACUAAGUGAAUUCAAGAGAUGAAGUAGAGAAAGUUACUUGUAAAUAUAUAAGGGGAAUCCUAGAAUAUUUUGUAGGUUUUGUAUUAUUUCAUUAAGUAAAAAAGAAUAGUGGAGUGUCUAGAAUUUUUUUUGGAAUACUAAUUAUUUACCUAGAAAAAACUUUAUAAAUAGAUAAUUUAGUAAAUAUAUUUUAAAUUAAUUAUUCACAUGGCCCCAAGAAUUAGAGUUUGUAGAACCUCUGCUCAAAUUUCAUUCCAUCCUUGCUAGAGAAAAAAAAAAGGGUUAAUUACACACAUAUUAGGUAUGCCUUAAGCACUGAUUUGAUGACAUCUGAAUCUUCUCUGCUUGGAUGUGACCUGUAAACAGGCCUUAUGCGUAGAAAACACAGUUCACCAACCGUUAAAUUUGUUGGACCCCACCGCUUACAUAACACAUUACCUGUUACCACCUAAUCAGGUGAAAAGUAAAACCCCUUUUGUCUUCCUUCUUUUCCCCGCCACCCCAACCGCCCAGUCGCACCCAUUUCCUCCCUACUUUUCCCCAUUGUUUCCCCCAGAAAAGAAAGUAGAAGAAAAGUGAAGAAAAAAAGAGAAGAAAACUGAAAAUGGCGAUGAACGAUGAUACCAACAAUAAUGUUAACAAUGGUGAAGAUUUGAAAACUUGUGUAGUAUUGGGUGGCCGAGGGUUGAUAGGAAGAUCGUUGGUGACGAGGCUGUUGAAACUCGACAAUUGGAUCGUCCGAGUCGCCGAUUCAGAUUCCUCAAUCCAACUCGAUGAGUUGGACGAUGACUCGCCUCUCUCCCAGGCUCUCGCCUCCGGUCGGGCUUCAUAUUUCCAUGUGGACGUUAGAAACAAAGCCGAAGUUAUCCGAGCUAUUGAAGGUGCAGUGGUGGUAUUCUACGCUGAUACAUUGGAUUCUUGUACUCAUGAUUUCUAUUCUUCCUACACAAUCAUUGUUCAAGGUGCCAGGAAUGUAGUAAAUGCUUGUCAAGAGUGUAAAGUGAAACGAUUGAUCUACAACAGUCCUGCAGAUAUUGUUUUUGAAAUUGGAUGUGACAUAAAAGAAGGAGAUGAAUCCUUGCCAUAUGUCGGAAAAUUUGGCAGCAUGUUGACUGAUCUGAAGGCUCAAGCAGAAGCCAUGGUCUUACUUGCCAAUGAUAUUGAUGGCCUUUCAACAUGUGCAAUUCGAUCCAGCAAUGUCUUUGGACCUGGUGAUAAGCAGCUUGUGCCGUUGCUGGUUCAUAUGGCAAAAUCUGGAUGGUCUAAGUUUAUUGUAGGAACUGGGAAAAAUGUAUGUGAGUUUACCUAUGUGGAAAAUGUUGCCCAUGCCAAUGCCUGUGCAGAAGAGGCUCUAAGUUCAAGGAUGGUUUCUGUAUCUGGAAAGGUAUUUUUUAUCACAAAUCUUGAGCCCAUUAAGUUUUCGGACUUUGUGUCUGCCAUGCUGAAUGGCUUGGGUUACCAGAGGCCAGUGAUAACUCUUCCUGCUGUUGUGAUAAAAUAUCUCAUAUUUCUUGUAAAUCUGAUGCGUCUGAAAAUGGACUCCACAUCAGUCAACAGGGUUCUUGAAUUAAGUUCCUGCACUAGGACGUUGAACUGUUCUUCAGCGCAGAAAUAUAUUGGGUACUCGACAGUUGUUUCACUGCAAGAAGGGAUUACGUUAACUGUUGAAUCAUUCUCUCAUAUAGCCCAAGACUCAAUUACCAAAUAUGGUGAUUUUGCUGAACAAUCAAAAGCAAACAAACUUCUAGGAAAUGGGAAAGCUGCAGAUAUUUUGCUCUGGAGGGAUGAGAAGAAGUCUUUUACUUGUUUUCUUUCUUUGGUUCUCUUCUACUACUGGUUUUUCCUUUGUGGAAGAACUUUUAUCUCCUCUCUUUCUAAGCUUCUGCUGCUGAUUAUUGUUUCGCUGUCAUUGUAUGGUCGUCUGCCAUCAACUGUAUCUGGUGUCACAGUUCCAAGAGUUCCAUCAUCUUAUUUCGAGAUAUCAGAAGCAAGUAUGAGAAACACUUUCUCAGCAAUAGGAUACAUGUGGAAUUCUGGGUGCCAUUUGGUAGAGUCAUUGGCUCAGGGAGAAGAUUGGAAUGCUUUCAUCAUGAUAGUAGCUUUGCUGUAUUCUUUCAAGCUCAUUGCAUCUCAUUCCUUGAUUCUGGCAACUGGUAUUGCAUUGAUCCUUGCUUUCAAUGUAUUCUUCAUCUAUGAGCAAUAUGAGGAAGAAAUUGAUGGGGCCGUCACAUCUUUAUUAAUCCACACAAGGAAAGCUGGGGGCUGGUUGUUGAUGAAUCUGCCUAGCCCUAUGGUGUCGUUGCUUCCUGGCCGUGGGACAUCAUCAGAAAAACCGAGCUACACAUUCAAGGCCGAAUAAUAACAGCUCACUAGACCUCGGCGUGACUCACUUGCUUGAAUUUUCCAGGGUGGAUGUGUAAAUAGGUUAGAUUCCCAAUUUAAAGUAACCCUUUACUAAAUUGACAAAGUAGACAAGUGUCUGCAAACACCCAAGGCAAAAAGUUGUAGAAUGGGGAAAGAAGUUAUUUCUGAUGCUUUUACCUGGCUAUCUUCUUAAUGAAGAGCAGCAACACUAUAUUGGAUCGACUCUGUUCCGUCGCUUCAAACAAUAUAUUCUGAACUAAAGAUACUGUAGAGUAUUAUUAUUUGGUCCAAAAGAUCCAUAUGUAGGAAAGUAUGUAGAUGUUGAAACACGUUUUCAAACUUUCAAAGAUGUUUAUCUUCCAAAUCAGCAAA
This is a messenger RNA of Coffea arabica (coffee), 6530 nucleotides long. NCBI's taxonomy places the organism in Eukaryota, Viridiplantae, Streptophyta, Magnoliopsida, Gentianales, Rubiaceae. The record is from RefSeq and is a predicted model, not a curated record.